CGAGUGCUUUGUUUAGUUAUUUAGUAUUUUUUUUAGUUUGUUAUUGAAAAUAUUGGGCAUCUUACUACCUACUCCAUACACCAUGUCUAGAGGUAGUGCGUCAGUUUACAGUCUCCGUAAUAGAACUGAGACUACCUACAAUGAGUCAAACGAAGUUGAGGUUAUUAACUCAGGUAGUGACACGCUAACAGCUUCGUCCGAGGACAUGGGUUCACAGGAAAGGGUAGUUAAAGUGGACAGUCCGGUUACAUCGCUUACCAGAGAAUGUGAAUGUUUGGAGCGGCCGUUGGUCCCCGCUCAGAUACCUACAAGGUGUGACACCUCCAGAACUUCAGUGUUACCAGCUGCAGCUGCUGUAAUUGAACAAAUUCAGGAACCUUUUAAUGUAGCUUUGGAUAGGAUAUCAGCGGAUGCAGUAGUAACAGAACCUAUACAAACAGCUGUCUUGGGCCAUGUGUCUAUUCCAUCACCAGAAGUCUUCGAUCUGGAUCGUUUAGGCCAGAUGUUACUCAACUUGCAGGUCAACAUAAGUAGUAUACAGUCGGACAUUAGCAGCGUGCGUACAGACCUACAGUCGGACAUUAGCAGCGUGCGUACAGACCUACAGUCGGACAUUAGCAGCGUGCGUACAGACCUACAGUCGGACAUUAGCAGCGUGCGUACAGACCUACAGUCGGACAUUAGCAGCGUGCGUACAGAAUUACAGUCGGGACUGUUUAACAUAGAGACCUGUCUAAGAACCGAUCUCAAUAUAUUAGAGGGGCGAUUGGAGUCAAAGUUCAGGGAACAACACAAGACCUUGGAACAGCUGGCUGAUCGAGUUUCACAAGGACAGUCCCAGGUCGAACAGCUGGAGUCACGCACGAAGGCGCUUCUCGUCACUGCUACACAAGAACGCCAAGAGCUUAAGAGGCAGUGUUCUAAUAACCACUCUGCCAUAAGGGAAGAGACCUUGCACCUAUCCGAAAGAUUAGAUCACAUAGAAGAGACAACAUCCAUAUUAAGCAAUCGAGUCGAAGCGAUCGGCGGCGACGUUAUGCAAGUUGCGGAGAAGGCUGUUGAGGCUAAAACAUUCUCCCUGAGUCAGCGUGUUGAACAACACUACCACCAAGUAGAAGCCCAUGUACAAUCAUUGGAGCGACGAGUACAUGAACUAGGAUCAGCGCUUAUUAACAACCAUAUUCCCAGAACAGAAAUCGAAAAUAGCAGUACAUUAAAGGAGAGUAGGAGUCAGGAUACUGCGCCAGACAUGCCAGUAGUUGACAGACAGAUCCUGAACACGCCUGCCAACAUUACCAGCCUAGACCCGGCUGCACUUAUUCAUCACCCUGCUCGCCAAUGGUCGGAGUCUAUGCCAACGUUUUCUGGCAAGUCAUCCGAGAAUCCUGUAAGAUUCUUAAACAAAUUUGAAGAGUAUGUAAAAACCUUUGGCUUAUCCGAUACAGAGAAACUGAGAUGUUUGAGCACGGCUCUAAAGAGUCAUGCAUUUUACUGGUGGGAAAUACAGCUAAACACCACCCACUCGUAUGAACAUUUCAAGGAGAAGUUUCGACAACAGUAUUGGAAUCUCAGGAUCCAAGGGAACUUACGCGCACAGCUUCACACUGAACGGUACGAUCCGAAGCGCGGAGCAUCUCUGGAAGCACAUAUUUCCAGUAUGUAUGAAAGAACUAGAUACCUGGACCUGGCUAUGACAGAUGAAGAGUUCAUUGCUACCGUGUCAACACAGCUUCCUUUAAAGUACCAAAUGCAACUGAGUGGCAGAAGCUAUAAAGAUGUUACCGACUUCCGGGAACAGCUGUUGUUACUGGACAAAUUGGAAAGGCUCCACAAGUCACAAUUCAGCAAAGAAGAGUCUGAAACGAAAGUGACAUACCCAAAGCAUCAGCCGGUACAUAACUAUUGGCAGUCGCGUGAUAGUAAGCAGCGAGAAGACAGACAAGCGGUCGUCAACCUGCUAGAAUGGGAGAGUGAAGAGAAUCCACGACGCAAUCAGCAAGGCCACAGAAGAAAAGGUGGCUACCACAGCCAACGUUCCAAUUGUCCACCCAGACAUUCAGGUCCAUACAGGAGCAAGACCUGGUGGUCAAGUAACCAAAAGUACCACAGUGACAAUGAAGACAGUCAAAUGUACUGAGAUGAACCUCGACGAGGUAACAGAAUUCGGCGUUCCCUAUCACCGGAGGGGCGGCCACCCAAGAAAUCUACGUCAGGACGAUGCAAGUCUCAUUCGGACGAAGAGUACGAGGAUGCAAAGAGAUAUCGCAAGUCUUUCGACAGUCGAUACACCAACAAGACCGAAGAGGACCGACUGUCAUCACACCAAGUCAACACUGUUUCAGGGAACAGCAGCAUCGUUCAGGGCAGUAAGCAAGCAUCAUCGUCUUUUCAGAAAGCAUUCUCACCACCAGUAACUACGCAGCAGUUAGGGUACUUCGCACGCCACGAGCCAUUGAAUCCUGCGGCGGAGACAUUUCAGGUGGCCCUAGCCAACUCCACGAAUGGAGGAGUCUAGAUCGGUCUUUGACGAUCAACCCUGCAUAUUUACCCAAAUAUGACAUACCACCAACAGAAGACAAUCUACCCAGUGGAGAAGUUCGUAAACUAGUACAUGCUAUCAGAGGCUGCAGUAAGACGUCGGCGAAAACCAGCAUCCAAGCAUCGGAGCUUCUGCAUAGGAGAUCUAGUAUGGCGGAAAACCGCACCCAUAAGCAAGAGUUGGGAGUUCGUAACUAAGAAGCUAUUCCUACUCUACACAGGUCCCUAUGUCGUCACGGAAGUCGUGAACUCGAAUUGCUACACAUUAAAGGAUUUGAAGACUAAUCAAGUCAUAGGCAGAUACAACCUAACACAACUGCGAGAGUACAAAACGCCCAUCACUCAAGUAUAAUGUCGACAUGGAGUCCAGAAGCUUUCUAACGAAAGGCUAAAAUAGUCAAGCAGUCAGCUUAUAAAAUGAAAUUUUAUUUAAUUGUUAGUCUGGGGUUUAGAGACGUAUUGUUUACACAUUGUGUGUAGUGAGGUGAUAAUCCAGUUUGCAGUAUACCGAGGAGUCGCACUAAUGUGAGCUUGGCAUCGUGUAUGUCGACUGAAAUUGUAUAUCAGUCGAUCGUCCUGCGAAGAGGUGAAGAGAUAUGCCACCCUCGCCGGGAUAUAGAUACUGCAGUGUCUAUGGACAUUUAGCCGAAGAGCUAUUGCUGCAGGUGGGCAGUCAAACAUAGUGUUUGAUGUAUUAUGUCAAGGUCAUACGGUGAAACUAUUCGGAAGCAACCUGAGAGAAACCUACUGUUUUAAGGAAUUUUUAGUAAUUGGCAUUAAUUGCAUACACAAAAACCAGCUGAUUUGCUUAGUUUUAGUCAUAGUUAACAAUGGUAUUCGGCAUACUCCAUGUGUUAACUUAAAUGUUGUGACUUGAACUAAAAUGCCUAUGGUGUUACUGUAUGUAGUAGUAUGUUCAUGACAGCAUUGAGAGUUUAUAGUUAUUCAAACAAAUACAAAGCACAUGCAUAUAUAAGUAGUCAGUUAUAUUAUAUAUGAUGAAUCCCAUGUAUGUUUAGAACACAUUACUACUUUGAAAUAAUAAUAUUUUUCUCAAUUUGAUUUAAACAUAUACACCUUCUAUUAUAUCCAGGAGAUAACCGAACGUGAGUAUGGGAUACUCCAAAAGUAUCCAAAUUAGGAAAGUACACCCACCAUUGUGUACAAUUCCCUAACCAAGAUUAAUUAAUGAUAGUUAAUAUGACACAUAUUGUACAUAAGGAAAUGACUAAUCAUGACUAAAACAAAAUUGUAAAUCCUAAAAAAUUUAUCUAUUGUGUUAUUGAGAUAUUAUAAAGUUUAACACGUGUUUUAAUGUUCAAACAGUUAUUGUUAGCGAAGGUUAGCAUUACAAUUAUUACUUAAGUUAGUAUUGAAUAUUGUCGUAAUUUAUGAAAAUUUAAAUGUAAUUUGAAACUAGCUAAGUUUAGGGUUAUUUAAGUAGUUCAAUUAAACCUGCUGUGUCAGCAACAGCAAAAACAGAAGUGAGGGUAGGUGAUUAACUUACAUUUGCAAGCAUGUAAGUGGCACAUAAUUAAGCUUAGUGAAGUGAGAUUAUGCUGGGACACCUAUACUUCGAGUGCGAAAGCUAAAUGUGUAACAAUGAUAAUGUACCUAACGGGAAAAACUGGACUUGAAGCAUCCACGUCGUGUAUGAUGUGACAGUAUCACGUCACCACAUCACCAAUUACAGCAGGUCGUAGUGACGACCCCUGCCACUGCCGCGGACCACAAAACGCUGUCCGAAUGCUGGAGCGGCACCAUGGAAGCGGGAUGUCUUCCGUCUCGCAUCCAGUAUGCCUUUCUUCCUGGAUGCUGUUCGGGAACCUCUUCGUUAAGGCACCCUUCUAAUGGAGUCAUGUUGCAGUAACAGGAGUGCCGGGGUGAGAUGCAUUAACUUUCUCCCAAUCGCUCAAAAACUGUUAUAUCAAAGUCUGCAUCAGCCGCCACCAACAAGGAUUCUCCUCUGGUGAUCCGCUGUCUACUGAAUCGUUGGGGAAAUUCGCCAUCCGGACGAUGUCAAACUGCUCCCUUAAAACCAUCCUAUUGUUCUCAUUAAAUCAGUGGUCAAGUCUUGCGAGAUUUGUUAUAUAUAUAGUCAAAAACUUUGAUUAAAAACCUAUGUUGUGCAAGUUGCGAUGUUUGUAACUGUUGUGUAAAAGAAAAACUCAGACACGUGAUACAAUAUAACAGCGACUUUUUUAUAUACACAACAGGGAGCGGCAAUCUGUAACGAAACAUUGUUUCAGAUGAACUUUUUGCAUUGGUUUUGUGAAUCAAUAUAUAUUUAGUUUUCAGUGCCAUGUUUGUUUGAUAUAUUGAAGUAUGUGCUAUGGUAUUGGAAUUGUGAUAUUGUAUGUACAUUACUCUAUGCUUAGGAAGGAGUUUUAAAAAUGAAUGAAAGAAUUGAUAUCCUCGAAAAGGAAAUAAUUAAAAAGAAAUACAAAGGCCAUGUUUUUCCUUUUGAAAUGAUAAUCGUAUAAGAUUAUAUUUUAUGAGUGAAGAAAUUAACUAAAUACAAUCGAGUCUGUCGACUAAUACUGAGUACUCGUCGGAAUUUCAGAAGUCCAAAGGAACACUCAGCCUCAGACAAGGGCUCAGCCAGUCCGAGAAGCAAACAGAGAUCACGUACCAGCAAGUGCAGCUACCUUCAGAAUGCCAGCGUGCGACAGGAAGUCGCCAACCAGGAGUCUGAGGCACAUUCCUUGUUGCACUAGCAGCAAUAUGGGAUAAUUCCUUCCGAAAAUUUCUGCAUUAAUAACCACAAAAAUGUACUUGUCAUUUGGAAAAGUCAUAAAAUGGAGAUGCACAAUGAAAUGUUGUGAAUGUGGUGUUCAGAAAGGAAACUGGCUGGAGGGAACUAAAUUAUCAUAAGAGACGAUUGUGUUGUUAAUAUACUGUUGGUCAAAAGAACUGACGAAUGUAUCAUUUUGUAAUAAAGAGUUAAAAAUGUGCACUGAGGCUUUCAUUGACUACAGCAAUUAUAUGCGUGAAGUUUGCAUUGGCAAUUGCAACAGGAAGAAACUCGAACUGGAGGAAAUGGCAGCUACCUUGAAAUUGAUAAAACCUUGUAUUCCAAAAUUAAAAAUAUCGCCGGUUGAGAGUUACCUGAACAGUGGGUCUUUGGCGGAAUUUGAGAGAGACUAAUUAAUGAUUUUUAUCGUCUAUUCUGAACAGAUCUAAAAUCACUCUUUUGCUAUUAAUUUGUUAAAAUUUAUACCUGGCUCUAUAAUAUUGUAAGUGAUUGUUGGAGUGCAUACACAAACAUUUGGUGGGAUGGUGUAAUACAUUAUACAGUACUGUGAAUCAUAGUUACAACUUUGUGAAUCCGCAGAAGCUACAACCUCUCAAACAAUUGAAAGAUUGUACAUUAUAAAUUCAUAACGAUUAAAAAUCAUAGAUCAGUAUCGAACUAUCAUAAUUCAUUUGGCAUGUGUGAAGAUCGUUUUGGUCGGUGGUAAGUGUGGAGGUAACAGAUAAUUACCGACAUUAAAUUAUUUAGUGUUAAAUUACUGUGUUCGGACAUCUUAAAAACAGAUUAUCUGAUAAUCAACAUGGUUUCAGAUCUGGGAUGUCAACAACAACAAAUUUACUUACCUUUUCAAACCCUAUUUAUUCUGAAGUAACAAAUAGGGGUCAAGUUGAUGCUUGUUACUUCGAUGUUGCCAAGGCAUUUUAUACUGUGAACCACUCAUUAUUACUUCAAAAGCUUGAAAGAUUUGGUGUGUGUGACAAAUAUGUAGGCUGGCUCUCUAAUUAUCUUUAAACUAGAUGCUUUUUUGUUUCAAUAAACAGCCAUAACUCCUCUCUACAUCAAGCUCCCUCUGGUGUUCCUCAAGGAGGUAUUCUAUCUCUUUAUUGUUUAAUAUCUUCAUUGAUGACAUUACUCCACUGGUCUGUUAUUCACUGAUGACCUUCAAAUCUGUAGAAAAAUUACUACUGAUUACAGUUGUCAGCUACUCCAGCAGGUCAUUUCUGAAUUCUAUUGGUGUAAUUCUAAUUUGGUUACUCUUAAUAAAGAUAAAACACAAGCUAAAUCCUACACUAGGAAACUAUAUCCCAUUCGGUAUGAUUACAAGCUUGAGAAUUUAAUUAUAACAAACACUUCUAGGCAUUACACUUGGCUCUAAAUUAUAUUUUCAUCUACAUUUUAACUCUUUGGUUUCUAGCUCUCACAGAACCCUAGCUUUGAUCAAAUACAUUACUUACUAUGCUUCUGAUUGAGACUCUUUACUUACACUUUAUUACACAUUGGUUAGAACUAAACUUGAAAAUGGAUCUGUUAUCUGGAACAUCAUUAUCUCCUCCGAUAGUAAUAAACUCCAAUUCAUACAAUCUAAAUUACUCAAAAUUAUUAAUCAAAAGCAUCUCUCAAAACCUUCGUUACUUCACUUAGGUGAACAAAGAGCUACUACACACUCUCUUUGUCUGUAGCUGAUAUAGUUCUAAAAUAAAUUGUUAUUAUAUCCUUGAAAACUCUGGGCUCAGAAUACCACAAUGUAAUAGUUCUCAAACAUUACUUCACAGUCUAAACAAUUUCAAUUAUAUUUUAUACAGGUUAAUUAAUAACUUCAAUAAUAUAAACAAACAUGCCAAUCUUAUUGACAGAAAAUUAGGCUUUAAAAAAUUAUGCAUUUUCUUAAAUAAUAAAUUGCAAUCAGGCUUUGUUUAUUAGGAAAUAUAUAACUAUUUUUAUUUCUUGCCACAUUUUUUUUAAAGAUGGUAUCUGCUUAGCAUUAAACUUGCUGUUCCAUUACAUAAUGUUCAUUGUAAAAUUUGACAUCAACCGGGCCUGCGCCCCAGUAGCCUGGUCAGCCUCCGCCACCUUUCCCCUCACCCCCCGCCCCACUUCCCGUACUGGCAGCCGCUCCGUCUUGAGUACGUAGUCGGGUGGUUGUGUUUGAAUAGCGCGCCACGGACAUCAAGAGGGCGCUGUAGCAGCAGUGCACCACACCCCUUUAACGAGAGAUAAACAUUGUAAUUCUCUUUUUGCUUAUUUUUACCCAAGAGGCGUGUGACGGCAGAUCGGCCGGGAGUGUUUUAUGUACUUUAAGUAAUUGAUAUUUAGUUAAGGUUAUAACGUUUCGUUAUAUACAAAAUAAAACAGUUCAACGCCGAUUGCAAAUUUAGAUGUUUUUAUAUUUUUUAUUUUUCUAAACAGAAUGCCCCGACGAAUCCAAACACUUAAAAUAGUUCAUUCACUCGUUCCACACAUAUAUCUGCCCGUCGAAAAACUGCUGGUAGCUCGCAUGACGAGAAAUUACCGGAAAAUAAUCGCGUAGAUUGAGUCCUUCAGUAAUGUUUUACUGCAAGUACAAAAAGAUGGGACGACCUCGAAGAGGACCGCACCCAGCGAAAACGAAUUCCGCCCCGAGCCAACAUGCCUACGAAGGUGGCCGCAAUUUCUAAUUAAGUUAUAUCCAAAACGAAAAAAAAGAAAA
Molecule: messenger RNA, 7979 nt
Organism: Bacillus rossius redtenbacheri
Lineage: Eukaryota; Metazoa; Arthropoda; Insecta; Phasmatodea; Bacillidae
Exons: 3
Coding region: 83-2137 (684 amino acids)
Source: RefSeq, a predicted model, not a curated record